AUGCACAAUACAAGAAAACUUGCAGAACGGGCUGCGCAUCUUCUCCGCGGUCAUCUACACAUCCUUGUCUUCUUAUUGGGCAUCAUUGGAAAACAUAGUCUGGUCAUUUUCAUCACCGGUUUCCGUAUGAACAAGAUGGUCAACACUAUCUGGUUCCUCAACUUGGCCAUUUCUGAUUUCAUCUUAAUUUCCUUGCUGCCCCUGAGCAUUACCCACCUAGCUCUCAACUAUUGCUGGCCUUUCAGGGAGGCCUUGUGCACAAUCAACAGUGCUGUGACCUUCGUCAACCUACAUGCAAGCGUCUACUUCCUCACGGUCAUUAGCGUAGACCAUUGUACUCCUGUUGUAUUCCCUGUGUGGGCUCGGAAUCACUGGACCCCCCGCUGGGCUUCUUUUGUGGCUUUGGGUGUUUGGAUUCUGACUCUGACCCUGGGCUUUCCAAAGCUCCAUUUCAGGAAGGUCACAAAUGAGUCCUGCUGCAUUAAGGGAUUCAGCGGUGAUGAGGAAGAAGCAAAAAUCAUCCAGGUGAUCAGCCAGUUCAUCUUAAGCUUUGCCAUCCCGUUAAGCGUCACCACUGUAUGCUACAUGGCGAUUGUUCUGAGGCUGAGGAGAGAUCGCUUAACCCCGUCAAGUAAGCCCUUCAAGGUCAUCACCGUUGCCUUUUUCAUCUGUUGGUUCCCUUGCCAACUCUUUGUUCUCCUUGAGUCAGGCAGCAAAGGCUCCAAGAUGUUUUGGGUAUUCAAAAAUUUUUACCCGUUAACGUACAGUUUGGUCUUCAUUAACAGCUGCCUCAACCCCAUCCUGUAUGUAUUAAUGGGGCAUGAUGUUCAGAUGGGGCUGAAAUGCUCCAUCCUCACAAUGUUUCUAAAUGCCUUGUCUGAAGAGACCAGCCAGAGCACCAAGCAAGGAAGGGUGACUGAUACGAGCCAUAGCAGUAUGAAUAUUUCCAGGCUAGACGUUUUAUCACCAACUGCAGAGAGACAGAAGGGAGUAAUGGACAUGAAUGGAUAA
Messenger RNA from Heteronotia binoei (common prickly gecko), 1011 nucleotides. Its product is annotated as chemerin-like receptor 1. The record is from RefSeq and is a predicted model, not a curated record. Gene Ontology annotation, molecular function: complement receptor activity; N-formyl peptide receptor activity. Gene Ontology annotation, biological process: complement receptor mediated signaling pathway; phospholipase C-activating G protein-coupled receptor signaling pathway; positive regulation of cytosolic calcium ion concentration. Lineage: Eukaryota; Metazoa; Chordata; Lepidosauria; Squamata; Gekkonidae. Gene Ontology annotation, cellular component: plasma membrane.